GGGGCCUCGCCCACAGUUCCUCGGGUACCAUCUUGACUCCUCCUGAGGGCGGGAGGGGUGAACCUUGGAUACGACUGGGCGGUGGUAUCUGGAAAUUUAGUAGGCUCCGUGAUGUAACCUCCCUCCAUGAAGGCAGGAUUCAUUUUAUAUUUGGUUCAGGAUGUAUCCCGAAAACCUCCAGCCGUAUCAGGCCAUGGAAGACACCCAGACUAUUGACUGGGCUGUUGAGGAAGAAGAGGAGAUAGAGCAAUCCAGUGACUCCUUGGGGUGUAGCUUGGAACCUAUAGGCCAACUGCGUGUCUUUGGUGGUGCCUAUGGACCAGAAAAAGAUUUCCCACUGUACCUCGGGAAGAAUGUGGUAGGCCGAAUGCCUGAUUGCUCAGUGGCCCUGCCCUUUCCAUCUAUUUCCAAACAACAUGCAGUGAUUGAAAUCUCAGCACGGAACAAGGCACCUGUCCUUCAGGAUUGUGGGAGCCUCAAUGGUACCCAGAUCCUGAGGCCGCCUAGGGUCCUGAGCCCAGGGGUGAGUCAUCCUCUGAGAAACCACGAACUGAUCCUCUUCGCUGACUUGCCCUGUCAGUAUCGUCGCCUGGAUGUGCCCCUGCCCGUGGGCUCCCGGGGCCCUCUAACUGUAGAGGAGACCCCCAGGGUCCUGGGAGCUGCUCGUGCUGCCAGGCCUCCGUUGGCUGAGGACUCGGAGGAGGAGGCAGAUUUUUCUUCUGAAAGGUGUAUGGAGAAAGACUCAAGGACCGCAUCUUCCCCUUUGACAACAGUAGUUCCAGAAAGCGAUGAUGAGGGACCUUCUCCAGCUCCAGGUGGCUCUGCGCCAUCUUUGGCUUUCAACUUGGACAGUGACACCGACAAGAAUGAAGCAGCGAAGCCCUUCUCAGUGGUGAGGAACAGUGCCACGAAGGCAGAGCAGCCUGGCGGUGACAGAGUCACACGUGACCCCCGGCCAAUAAAGGCUCCACCUGCAGUAGAGAGGGACAAAGACAUGGAAGUCAGGAGAGAUGCACGGAACAAGGUGGUUCUGAAAAGGAGCCACUGUCUAGACGAGGACAGUGACACAGAUGUCGACGAAGACAGCGGGGCAGCCAGGCUCCACCUGAAAGCACAGCCUUCAGGCUUCAUGGACAGUGACAGUGAUGUGGAAGAGGGCAUCCCUGUGACCCCAGCUGCAGUUCCCGUGAAGAAGAGGCCGAUCUUCCAUGUAGCUGGAAGAGCAGGCCCUGGAGCCCCCGGCGCAGCACUUGUGCAGGAGAGCCCAGCUGGUAGUGAUGCGGGUGUGGAAGAGCACAAACCCCCGCCAGCAGGAAGCCAGACUUCCAUGGCGAUUGACAGUGACACAGACGAUGAGGAAGAAGUCUCCGCGGCGCUCACCUUGGCACGGCUGAAAGAGAGUGGAGCUAUUCGGUGGAAGAGAGACUCAGAUGCAGAAAAGGCCAGAGCCCAGCUUGUGGUCUCUUUGGAACACAACCAAACCGCCUUGGGGAAAGACAGCGACACCGAUGUGGAGGAAGAGAGGCUCCCAGUGGGAAAGAGGGAAACUGUCCCUAGUGCUUACACAGAGAAGGGUGAGGGCCCUGUUACAGCGCACUCUGGAGAAAGCCGACUGCCCCAUGGGGACAGCGAUGUGGGUAGGAGCUCCCAUGGGACCCACCCAGAGAGAAGCCAAGCCUCUCCCGCCACAGUGCACAUCAAGACAGAAGCAGAGGAGGACGUCCCACCAGCGCCAGCCGUUUCACAUCUGGAGAGCUGUCAGGUGUCUGUGGAGGAGGACGCAGCCUCAGCAGUGGCAGCUGUGAGACAAAGCAAGCCUCUGGCCAAAGGGGAUGCUCAUGAGACAUCUCCAGAAGUGGGGGCCCCCAGCAGGGCUCCUGUGACACAAGGGGAGCAGGUGGUGCACACAGGAACCCCAGGAAACCCCACCCCGCCACAGAGAGCAGGAGCACAGACGCCGGCAGGAAGGAAGAGGAAAUCGUAUUUGGCCAGGACCGGAGGCUCCAGAGACAGCUCUGAUGACUGUGAAGAUCUGGAUCUUCAAGCUACCCAAUGCUUUGUGGAGAAUGAGAGCCUGGAAGCCGUCCAGGGUUUGGAGGAUGAACCUACCCAGGCCUUCCCCUGUGCGCUCUCCCCAGAGCCUGGCCCUUCCCACUGCAGCACUCAGGCCCCAGGUGCACUGGAUGAGCCGUGGGAAAUCUUGGCUACUCAGCCCUUCUGUGUGGGAGAGCCCGAGGCCUCCGCAGCCCAGCCCAUGACCACCUUCCUGGAAGCCUGCAGACCUCACCAGCAUCCUGGGAGCUCGGGGCACACGAAGCCACUGGGGACCAAGGGCAGAGCGACGCAGACUGUGGAGAGAGAUAGGGGUACAGCAGGAGAAACAGCAGAGAGGGUGACCCCCGAGAGAGGGACGCCAGAGAGGGACAUCCAGGAGUGGCUACCGGGAGAAAGCCCAGAUGAGCUGGAGGAGGAAGAGUUAACUAGGAGGAUAAAGGACAGGGAGCAGAAGCAGGUGUUAGCUGGAGCUGCUCAGAGCCCAGAGUCUGGCAGAAAGGUAGAAAGUGUGAGUCCUGAAAGGGGCAGGGCGAGCCCGACAGGGGAAGUGGAGGCAUCAGAGGAGACAGGAGAGGAAGACGUCCAGAGAGAGACCCCUGCGAGAGAAGCACUUGAGGGAGUUGUGGAGAAAUCGGGGCCAGAAGCAGAGCGUGGGCUAGCAGAGGCCGGGUUGGCAGUGGCCCUGGAGACGGGAGAGACGGAGCGAGGGCACGGGGACCCGGAAGAGCAGGCUGCCCGAGCAAGCCCAGAGCCGGGAGUGGGGGUGGAGUGCCAGUCAGGUGGAGCGAGGGGAGCCCCAGGGAGCCCCAGCGGGCAGCCCAGAGGCCACGUGGAUGGCAAGAUACCACCUGUUGAGCACGCUUCUGGGGGUGACCUGGAGUCUCCAGAUGCUUGCCUGCCCGCUGCAACGCCGGAAGCCUCCAUCCCACCCCCAGGCCCCUUUCCCUCUCAGCGCCCCCUUUCUCCCCGUGCAUCUUCUGAGCCAGCCAUUCCUAGGGCCAGGCGCACUGGGAGGCGGCAGGCUCCAGAGCCUGCCGUGUCCUCAGAGCUGGAGACUUUCCCGCCAAAGCCCAGUGUCAGGUGCCGGCCCUCCUCUAGAACGGCACCCGCUUCACUUUCCUCUGCUGCCCACACGCCCCAGCCCCACCUUCCCACUCCUGCACAGCAGCCUGCUCCCUCUGAGCCCACAUCUCGGGCCAGUCAGGCCAGGACACGGAGGUCCUCUGCCAAGAGCCCUGAAGCUUUUGAGCCCACAGCCCCUGAACUCCAGCCCACCUCCCCCACCGACCAGCCUGUCCUCCCCAAGCCCACACCUCGGGCCGUGAGGGGCAGGAGGAGUCGGUCCUCUGUCAAGGCGCCCGAAGCAGCUGACCACACAGCCCCUGAGCUGCAGCUCUCCGCUUCCACGUGCCAGCCUGACACCCCAGGCCCCCCAGCUCGGGCCACUCGCGGCAGGAUGAAUAGGCCCUGUGCCAAGACCCCUGAAGCAGCUGAACCAGCGGCCCCCAAGCUCCAGCCCUCCACCUCCACAGGCCAGCCUGUCACCCCCAAACCCACACCUCAGGGCAGGACAACUAGGUCCUCUGCCAAGACCGCUGAGCCAGCGGACCCCAAGGUCCAGCCCUCCACCUCCACACACCAGGCUGCCACACCUCAGGCCACUCAAGGGAGACCGUGCAAGUCCUCCGUCAGGAGCCCUGAACCGGUCUUCCCCACAAGCUCUGAGCUCCAGCCACCCUCCACAGACCAGCCUGUCAGCCCAGAGCCUGCUGCUCAGGCCACUCGAGGCAGGACGAGGAGGUCCUCUGUCACAACCCCCGAAGUAGCUAAGGCAGCGGCCCCCAAGCUGCAGCUCUCUGCCUCCACAGACCAGCCUGUCGCCCCCAAACACACACCUCGGGCCACUCGGGGCCAGAUACGUAAAUCCUCUGUUGAGACUCUUGAACCAUCAGCCGCUGACAUGGAGCCUCCCACCUCCACAGACCAGCCUGUCACCCCCGAGACCAUAGCUCAGGGCAGGGCCCCCCGAGAACCCCAGCCUCCUGUCACCACAGAUUAUGCCCAUGAGCCCAUCCCUCGAGCCAGUUGCGGUAGGAAACAGCGGGCCGCUGGGAAGCAUGGCUCCCUCACAGCUCCCGGUGUCCACCAGCCUUGCUCUGAACCUGCAGACCAAUCCACAGGGAACCAGCGGGCGGGCAGGCCGAGAGCAGCUGCGUCCCUUGGGACCGUUUCUGGGCCUUCCUUUCCCCAGCUCCCUGAGGCACCUGUUCAGGUUCUCCUCGUCCCAAAGACAGAAGCGGCAGAUAGCCCAGAGUCCACCCCAGAGCCACGGCCUGCAGCCUCUCAAAGGCACAAGAGGCCUUACCCCAGUACGAAUUUACCCCCUCUUCUAAAGUGGCCCCAAAGAGAGGGCUCCCCAAAGACUGUGUUCCCCAAGGAAGAGGAAGAGGAUACUGCAGAGAGGCCCAGGAAUGCAGAGGAUGUGGUGACUCCAGGACCAGGCAAAAGGAAGAGAGACCAGACGGAGCCACCCCGGGAAGUUCCAAAACGUGGCCUCCGAAGGAACAAACCUACUCAGUCAUCAGCAACCCCCAGAGUCCUCUUCACAGGAGUGCUGGAUGCCCGAGGGGAGCAGGCCGUGCUGGGCCUGGGGGGCAGUCUGGCCAGCUCAGUGGCAGAGGCCUCCCACCUGGUCACCGAUCGCAUCCGCCGGACAGUCAAGUUCCUGUGUGCCCUGGGGAGGGGCAUCCCCAUCCUCUCCCUGGAGUGGCUGCAUCAGUCCCAAAAGGCGGGCCACUUCCUGCCCCCCGAUCGGUAUGUGGUGACGGACCCCGAGCAGGAGAAGAACUUCGGCUUUCGCCUUCAGGAUGCCCUAACUCGGGCUCGGGAGCAAAGACUGCUGGAGGGCUAUGAGAUUCACGUGACCGCUGGGGUCCAGCCCCCGCCCCUGCAGAUGGCAGAGAUUAUCACCUGCUGUGGAGGCACCGUCCUACCCAGCAUGCCCCGAUCCUACAAGCCUCGCAGAGUGGUGAUCACCUGCACCCAGGACUUCCCACGCUGCUCCCCUGCAUCCAGGGCUGGCCUGCCCCUGCUUUCUCCAGAGUUCCUGCUCACCGGAGUGCUGAAGCAGGAAGCCAAGCCCGAGGCCUUCAUCCUGUCCGCGAGGGCACUGCCAUCCACUUGAACACUCCAGUGCACAUCUCCCUGCCUGCCCGAGCACAGCUGGAAGAGGGGAGCUGGGGCUUUAGAAGACCUUGGUGCUCUAGUGUGACCCGUGCUGGUACAGGCCAGGGUCCGAGGCUUUCUGGGAAAAGAGGAAGGCAGGAAGGGUUAGAGCCACAGACAUUCUACAGUGGCCAUCACUGCCAGGUGUGUGGUGCACCUGUAAUGCUGGCAUUCUGGAGGUUGAGGCAAGAGGACUGCAGGUUCAAGCACCUAAAUGAUUUAACAA
Molecule: messenger RNA, 5506 nt
Organism: Fukomys damarensis (Damara mole-rat)
Lineage: Eukaryota; Metazoa; Chordata; Mammalia; Rodentia; Bathyergidae
Gene: Mdc1
Product: mediator of DNA damage checkpoint 1
Exons: 16
Coding region: 161-5239 (1692 amino acids)
Biological process (GO): positive regulation of transcription initiation by RNA polymerase II
Cellular component (GO): nucleus
Molecular function (GO): protein binding
Source: RefSeq, a predicted model, not a curated record